AUACCAUGGGAUGUACUCAUACCAAAAUUGAUGAAUCUUUAAGUGAAAAAUUAAGAACUAAAGCUAUUGAAAUAUUCAAAAAAAUAGAUAUCAAAGGAAAUGGUACUAUAGAUAAAUAAGGAACUUAACAAUUUUGGUAUUCUGAUUAUUUAAACAUUUAGGAAGUCUAACUUUGCUAAACUCAAUACUGAAGCAUUAUUUGAUGCUGUAGAUUUUGAUAAAAGUGGAGAUAUCACUGAAGAUGAAUGGAUGGCUUUUUGGGAAAUUGUUAAAUAAAAUGGCUAUUCAGAAGAAGAAAUUAAUUUAGAAGUAUUCUUAUUCUCAUUUCUUUCCAGUUGGAUGAACUUAUGGAAGGCAAAGCUUGGGUUUAAUUUAAGAGAGUUGACAGGUUCAUUAAAAUUGAUGAAAAAAGAAGAGGAUCUAGAGUCAAAUCCAUAGUACAAGAAGAAAAGAAAAAAUUAUCAAUUGUUUAAUCUGCAAGAUUACAUAAAAGUAAAACUAUGCAGAGUGAAGGUUAAGAAUUACUUUAAGAGUAAUAAGAAUAAUCUUGAUUAUAUUAAUGAAAUCACAAAAGAUUUUAUAUUAAACAGCG
Messenger RNA from Paramecium sonneborni, 592 nucleotides. The record is from the annotation of a GenBank genome assembly. NCBI's taxonomy places the organism in Eukaryota, Ciliophora, Oligohymenophorea, Peniculida, Parameciidae.